This is a messenger RNA of Chara braunii, 3125 nucleotides long. NCBI's taxonomy places the organism in Eukaryota, Viridiplantae, Streptophyta, Charophyceae, Charales, Characeae. The record is from the annotation of a GenBank genome assembly.
GGAAGGAUUCUGUGUGGUUUCCGCCGUAUGCUGUAGUCGUCGUUGACGGACCGACCAUCCUUCCGCCGCCUUUCGCCGCCUGUCGCCGCCGCUACGAUAGCGGUGGUGGUCGGUCGAUCACCGCGGCUUUUGGCUUGCUGUUUGUUGCGCAAUCAUCUCAAGUCGUGUGUGUUUGUUUGUCUCUCUCUCUCUCUCUGUCUUCGCCGCUCGGUCUUCCGUCUUCUCCAUCGCCGAAAAUGGUGACCUUUCUGUUCACCUCGGAGUCCGUCAAUGAGGGGCACCCGGACAAGCUGUGCGACCAGGUGUCCGACGCCAUCUUGGAUGCCUGUCUCGAACAAGAUCCCGAGAGCAAGGUGGCAUGUGAGACUUGCACGAAGACGGGCAUGGUGAUGGUGUUCGGCGAGAUCACGACGAGAGCGAACGUUGAUUACGAGAAGAUUGUACGGGAGACAUGCCGCGGCAUCGGCUUCACGGCAGAGGAGGUGGGCUUGAACUGCGACACGUGCAAGGUCCUGGUGCACAUCGAAGAACAGAGUCCUGAUAUCGGCCAAGGCGUGCACGGAAUGGGCACAAAGAGGCCAGAAGAGAUCGGUGCGGGCGACCAGGGUAUCAUGUUCGGUUAUGCAACGGACGAGACCCCCGAGCUGAUGCCUUUGACUCACGUGCUUUCGACGAAAAUUGGCGCGCGAUUGACAGAAGUGAGGAAGAACGGAACUUUGAAGUGGCUUCGACCUGACGGCAAGACCCAGGUCACAGUCGAGUACAAGAAGCACCAGAAUGGCGCAUUGGAGCCGAUUCGUGUGCACACCAUUCUGAUCUCUACGCAGCACGACGAGACGGUGUCGAACGACCAGAUUGCCGCCGAUCUUCGUGAGCACGUCAUCAAGGCCGUCGUUCCCGCCAAGUACCUUGAUGAGAAUACCAUCUUCCACCUCAAUCCCUCAGGCAGGUUCGUGAUCGGAGGACCGCACGGAGACGCCGGGCUGACCGGUCGCAAGAUCAUCAUCGAUACCUACGGCGGCUGGGGUGCCCACGGCGGCGGCGCUUUUAGCGGCAAAGACCCGACGAAAGUGGACAGAAGCGGAGCGUACAUCGUACGCCAGGCGGCGAAGAGCGUCGUCGCUGCCGGACUUGCGCGCCGCUGUCUAGUCCAGGUCUCUUAUGCCAUCGGAGUAGCUGAGCCUCUGUCCGUAUUCGUUGAUACGUACGGAACAGGUAAGGUAUCUGACGAGGAGAUUCUUAACCUAAUCAAGGAGAAUUUCGAUUUCAGACCUGGAAUGAUCAUUCAAGCUCUCGACUUGCAGCGGGGAGGGAACAAGAGGUUCCAGAAGACGGCGGCGUACGGACACUUCGGUCGUGAGGAUCCUGAUUUCACUUGGGAAGUCGUGAAGCCCCUUGUGAAGACUGUGGUUGAACGAUUGAUUGAUUGAUUGAUUGAUUGGUUAAGUUAUUAUGAAAGACGCUGGAGCCAGCAGCAGCAGCAGCAGCAGCAGCAGUUGGCCUUCUGUCGCACUGUCGUUAAUUGGUUCGUUGAUUUAUUCGUUCAGUCCAUGAUAUGUACUACCUUCACCUUGAUUGUUUGAGCGCGAUACGAGUUUUCCCUUACGCCGCCUGAAGUCAAGACAAGGGGAUUUUCCUAUGCUUGAGCUAUAUGGAGGCGGACUUUGGUGUUUAACUUACUUCGUGCAUAUUUUUGCGUCGCGCAUAGUUUACUUGUCGUUGUUGUUCGGAUUUUUUUUUCUCUCUUUCUGCUUGGAUUUCUCUUUUCUCUUUCGCUAAGUUAUUUCUUCUUUGCACGAUGUUUCUUGUCUUUGUUGAGUACUUUCGAAAGGCGAGGAUCACGUGAAAGAAGUAGAGGCCGCACACGGCGGAAAACGGUGGAUAACGGCAGAAAACGACUUUUUAGAGAUUUCUUUUCUUACCGUAUGUGUGUUUCUUCUCCUUUUGUUAUUUUCUGCUCUUUAACUUCAGCAUUUGCCUAGGGCAGUUGCUGUCUCUGGGGUAAGCAAGCUCGUAGUUAAGAGGAUUUUGUCGAUGUCUGCUCGUCGUCGAUUUUUGGAACGGAUGGAUUGAAAAAUGAUCAUUUCUUUUUGUCAAUUUGGCACCUCGUCCGACAGUUAUCCUUCUCUUUCCGUUGCCUGUUCCGUACAUUGACUAAUUUUCUUCUUGAAAAUUGCCUUCUUUCUUUCGCCGAUGAAUUGAUGACGAAUCCGGGUCCUGAUUCAGAUAAACAGAUUGAAAUUUAGACCUGGUACUACUCCUGCUGCGCUUUCUCAUAAUGAGCAUUCGAACUGGACUCUAGAUUCCGGGUCCAUAUUCUGCACGCUUUCGCGCUUUUAGGGUUUCCUACUCCGGCGGAGGCGGCGGAAGUGGCGGCGGAGGCGGCUGAAAGUGGCGACGGCAGUCUUCGUUCCUCCGGAGUACAGGAGACGGAAGGAGAAAGGAAGGUGUUGGUAACUCUUAUCACGGCUGUGUAUUCAGCAUUCACAGGAAUUGAACCUGUGACGUGUAUUCAGCAUUCACAGGAAUCGAGAGGAGCUUUCAAAAUAAUGACAGAUUCGAUGAUGGAGAUGUACUCUUGCGUAUGUUCCCACCCGAGGAAAUAAAUUGAAAGCUCGCCUGUCCCUCUAUGAGAGGGGGUUUGUAUGAAAUAAUCUUUCAAUGUUCGUAUUUUUUGUCGAAGGUCGUCAAUUUUCGUCGAGUUUCGUCUAUUUUCUUGUCAAUUCUCGUCAACAAUUUUGUCUAUUUACGUUUUUUUUACUAUAUGACACUGUAGCCCUAUUUAGUUUUUUUUUUUACUUCUUUUUAACGUUCGUGCUUUCGUUCAAAGGUGAGAAAACAGGCGCGUGGUUUCGCUACCGUGCGUCUUCACCUGAAUCGGGUCAUCUUGCGGUCUAGAUACCGCCGCCGCGGCAAUGACCUUUUGCGUUUUCGUCGGGCGAAGAUGGAUGCAGUGUUGCUUUGUGCUGUUUGUUUUAUUAUUAUUAUUUUUUAAUUACUAAACUGAUCAGAAAGGUAUCUGUUUGUAUUUUCAGCUGCGUGCUUUAUCUCAUGGGAGGGGAAACCGAAAGAAAACAUGUUCGUGGUUGUGUUAUACCGUCUUCAAAUGAAUCAGGUCGACUUUC